CCCGUAUUGCGGUCGUCGUCAUCUUCCUCAUUCCUCAAGCUAAAUUCUUCUUCUUCUUCUGGUCUAGAACCUAACUUUCCCAAUUCCUUCCUCUGCCUUUCUUUGUGCAUCUGAUCGUUGACCCUAAAUUAAGAACUGAUUUUCUUGGGGUUUCGGGAGUAAAGAUGUGGGCGGCUUCAUGCCUUGCGUCAUGCUGUGCCGGUUGCGCCUGCGAAGCCUGCCGGACGGUGGUGUCCGGAAUCAGCCGGAAAUCUGCUCGGAUUGCUUAUUGCGGUCUCUUUGCCCUCUCCCUGAUCGUCUCUUGGAUUCUUAGAGAGGUUGCCGCCCCUCUAAUGGAGAAAAUACCUUGUACGUUGUUUCUUACUGUUCUCCAUAGUCUUGUUAUUGUUUCUUUCAUUGUUAAAUUUUCUAAAUUUUACACUUUUUUAGCUUAUAAUCUCAUAUUGUUAUCUUUUAUUGGUUUAUAUUUUUAUCAAGUAUGCUUAAGCUAGGUUCAUAAAACUCUGGGAGUAAAGAAUUCUUAUAUAAGAGGGAGUUAUGUAGUGGGAAAAGCCGAAAAGGGGUGAAGAUGUGAAAUUCUUCAAUAAGGAUAAAGAUGACUACUUCUUGUCAAAUAAUUUGGAUAGAGUUACAUUAUUUUGUGCCCACUUCCCCUCUUAAUGAAAAGUAUGUUGCAUUACGCGGAUUUCACUCACUGAUAUUGUUUGUGAGAUAAAAUUCUUCUCUUAUGGAAGAAAUAACAUUUGUUGAUUACUAUGGUUUGUAAGCGGUGUUGCUGAGUUUGUGUCUAAGGGUAAUAGAAAAGGAUAUACUCCUUUUGUUAGACUGAGUAGUUGGCUGGAAAUGCAACUAUUAGCCUAGUUAACUUGCACCGUGUCACUGUCAACCAUUUUGUGUAGCUUAGAAAGGCACAAAGUGAAGCUUAUGCUGUGCAUUCUUUAUUACUCUAUUGCUGGGAUUCAGUCUUGGUAAUGUUUAUCUAUUUGGCCAUCUUUUCCAGGGAUCAACCACUUUCACCAAACACCAAAUAGAGAGUGGUUUGAAACUGAUGCAGUGCUGCGAGUUAGCUUAGGGAACUUCUUAUUUUUCACAAUUCUUUCUGUCAUGAUGAUCGGUGUUAAAAAUCAGCGUGAUCCUCGUGAUAGUGUACAUCAUGGCGGUUGGAUGAUGAAAGUCAUCUGUUGGUUUGUUCUUGUAAUAUUGAUGUUUUUUGUUCCGAACGAGCUCAUCAGUUUCUAUGAGGCAACAUCAAAGUUUGGUUCAGGGCUCUUCCUACUCGUUCAAGUUGUGCUUUUGUUGGAUUUUGUUCAUGGAUGGAAUGACAAAUGGGUUGGUUAUGAUGAGCAAUUCUGGUACAUGGCUUUGCUCGUGGUUUCUCUCGUAUGUUACAUAGCAACAUUUGCCUUCUCUGGGCUUCUCUUCUAUUUGUUCACUGCCUCUGGACACGACUGUGGGCUCAACACUUUCUUUAUUGUGAUAACUCUUGUAGCUGUCUUUGCAUUUGCUGUCGUCACAUUGCAUCCUGCUGUAAAUGGGAGCAUUCUACCUGCUUCUGUCAUAUCAUUGUACUGCAUGUACCUCUGCUACAGUGGACUUGCCAGUGAGCCAAGGGAUUAUGAAUGCAAUGGUCUUCACAAACACUCAAAAGCUGUUUCUACUGGAACACUCACCAUUGGGCUUCUUACAACUGUUCUUUCUGUGGUGUACUCUGCUGUUCGGGCUGGAUCAUCUACAACCUUGCUCUCCCCACCAAGCUCGCCCCGUGCAGGUGCGGGGAAGCCACUGCUGCCAUUGGACAAGGCGGAUCAUGAGGAAGAGCAGGACAAGGAAAAGCCAGUCUCAUAUUCGUACUCUUUCUUCCACUUGAUCUUUUCCCUUGCCAGCAUGUAUUCCGCCAUGCUACUUACUGGAUGGUCAACUUCGGUGGGAGAGAGCGGGAAGUUGGUGGAUGUUGGGUGGCCAUCUGUUUGGGUGAGAAUUGUCACAGGCUGGGCAACUGCUGCUUUGUUCAUGUGGUCGUUGGUUGCACCUAUUCUCUUCCCAGACCGCGAGUUCUAGGAACCAUAAUUGUUGAACUGUGAUAUCUUACUUUUCAUGUGUAAAAAUGUGUGUUGUGAGUCUUGUGAUUGUGUCUGUGACUUGUGAAGAGUCCAACCUUUGUAUUUGCACUUUGCAGUUGUCAGUUGUAACUGCAAAAUGACACUCAAAUAAUGCAUUAAUGUGUGGAAAUUUCGGUGCUGCUGCAAUCUCCCAAUAGGGAGUAUUGUUUUGGAUUUUCGUUGAUUUCUUCUUCGCUCUUUGUUGAGCUUCCCUUCAACAAUUGCUUACCUAAUGGAAUGGGAAUCAAAUUCAUUUUGACCUAUUUAUUGAAAGGUUUAAUAUUUACCAGA
This is a messenger RNA of Oldenlandia corymbosa var. corymbosa, 2390 nucleotides long. The record is from the annotation of a GenBank genome assembly. NCBI's taxonomy places the organism in Eukaryota, Viridiplantae, Streptophyta, Magnoliopsida, Gentianales, Rubiaceae.